CCAUCGUCAAAUAGUUUCACUCUACUAAAAAUAAACGCAGCAAACGUCAUAAAUAGACCUGAAAAUAACGAUUGAGACGUUAUAUAAAAAACUUUGUAGUUUGUACAUCUGAUUUAAGUCCAUUUCAACAGAAAGUAUUUACAAACCAUUUGAAUCUUCUUGGUACAACGAUACUCACCCCUGUGGAUAUUCCCGUUGGAUAAUUUGAAAGACGGUGUAAUCUCUCUAGAGGUUUCCUCGUACUUGGUACUUUUGAUCACUCUUUGGAUUUGUUAUCAAGUUUUUCUAAGCUUGCGUCUCUAUAUCUUUAUUGCUUUGUAUUGAACGCUUUCAUCUAGGAUUGCACAUCGAGUAUUUGAUGUUCGCUUCUAUCUUUGUAACUGGCUAAAUUAUGAAUGAAAUGUGUUGUGUUUCAAGAAAAAAACCAUUUGAAUCUUCUUAUUUACAUCAAAUUAUUCAAAUUAAAAUAUUUUCACUACUAAAAGGAAUGGAGUGUUCUAAAACCGAGUCGACAGAUACGAGCGAUUAUUGCUUAAAGUAUUUUAUUUGGCAAGUAGAGUAUUGUCCUUUUGCCAACACUGUGUGACUCUACAGCGCGACACGAGGCAAGUUACUAAAAAAACAAAAAAUAAAAUAACUCAAGAAAGUGAUAUACGUGUAAGAGUAUCUAGAACCACUUGGAGCUUUAAGAUUUUUAUGGCCUAUAUGAAGAGAUUUAUAUUACAUGGUGUUGUGUCUCUCACUCCCAACACCAUUUCCUAAACAGAUAAGACACUUUAAAAGGCAGAGAAACUUCUAGAUUUCCGGCUAAUCCUUUGAGAAGAAGAACGAUAUCCACUAUCACUUCUGAACAUGAUUUCUGUUGUUAUCGUCACUGAGCUACUGCUCGAGUACACGGCGGCCCUCGCGAAAUUAACGGCUGGUAUUCUUCCUAGACGGCGAGGAGACAGAGACGUUAUAAGGAUUGGUGGUUUCUCUCUGCGGUUUCCUCAUAGACCGUCGCCUAUUCCAGAUUUCUCUUCUCAUCUCGUUGACUUCUGAUAUGUGCCACAAAGCAAGCUUUCAGAUCUCAGUGUUGUGCUUUCACCGGAGCUACUAGGAUACUGUGACGGCCGGGACUUUUCAUUUUCACUCUGAUUUUGUCUCUCUUUUUCUUUUGACUUUUUUUUUAGUCGAAUGAAACUUCAUCUGGAUUCUUGAUCAGAGCUUUGUAAAAUUGUAUCUAAUUAUAAAUAGAGAUUGUGAUUUUGAUGGACU
This is a messenger RNA of Raphanus sativus (radish), 1257 nucleotides long. RefSeq lists its product as uncharacterized. The transcript has a single exon. The record is from RefSeq and is a predicted model, not a curated record. The coding region runs from base 853 to 1041 and encodes 62 amino acids. Lineage: Eukaryota; Viridiplantae; Streptophyta; Magnoliopsida; Brassicales; Brassicaceae.